Messenger RNA from Aegilops tauschii subsp. strangulata, 1698 nucleotides. NCBI's taxonomy places the organism in Eukaryota, Viridiplantae, Streptophyta, Magnoliopsida, Poales, Poaceae. The record is from RefSeq and is a predicted model, not a curated record.
AUGGAUGUUCAGAUUGCAGAGAAUUGGGAUAACUGGGAAGUGAAUCAGCAGAAUAACCAGAAUGCAGAUCUUGAGGACCUCCUGGAUGCUGUGCAGCAGGAGGAAUUGGCCUGGGCAGAUGGGGAAGAACUGCUUCCAGCACCUAGCAACAGUAGUCUAUCUUCAGACAUGUCCUUCUCUGAAGGAGAUAACACAAAUAUGCUUUUGCCUCCUGUUGCAGUGGAGGUUUUGAUUCCUAGGGCUGCAAUACCUGCUUUUUUACCUCCUCCUGCUAUUGUGACUGCCAAUGGCCUGCAAAACAUCAUCCAGGCCUAUCAGUCAGAUGAUGAAGAGCCUCCUUUGUUGCAUGAGCAGAUCCAGGAUGCUGCUAUGAUCAAGAUGUGGAUCCCCUUCCUCUUGUAUUGCAAGUAUACAUUGGAGUCUGUUUUGGGCCCUGCUUUACCUUUAGAUGCUGUGGCAACUGCUGAGCAAAUUCAAUCCUCCCUUGCUGGUGGAUCUUCCAGUGAAGUCUUGGUUUGCAGUUCUGAUCAUAUAAAUACCUCUAGAGGAAGCCUACAGCCAGUUGAGAACUUGGAGGAUCUUCAAUCAGGGCUCCAAGAAGGCAUGCUGCUAUGGAAACAACACUUUCAAGAGCAAUCUUUGGAAAACAAGAGUUCUUUCUCUACCAACAUUCCUGCCAUGGAGGAAUGUGAUAAGGACAAGGGCAAAGAAAAUAUUGGAGUGACUGCCAAUAUGCAGGAUGUGGAGUCCCAGGCCCUUCUGCAUCCUUUUGGCCAAGAUAACCUUAGGAAGAGAAGGAGUGGAAAAACUCCACUGGUUGAAACAGAGGUUGCUGAGAGGGAGCUGGAGGACAAGCUGGCUAAGAAGCCCAAGAGAAGGCAAGAGGAUGUUUUGGACAAGAGACAGGAUUCUGAAAUCUUUGAUAACCUUGAAUUACCUUUCACUGAAGAAGAAAUUGAGGUUGUGGUCAAAGAUCUCCCAACUGACAAAUCACCAGGCCCUGAUGGUUUUAACAAUGAAUUUCUCAAGUCUUGCUGGGACAUUAUUAAGGGAGAUGUGCUCAAAUUCAUAUAUGAUUUUCAUUCAGGGCAAAUUUCACUUGAGAGCUUAAAUACUUCAUUCAUAACUCUCAUUCCCAAAGGGAGUACCCCCUUGACAGCAAAUGAUUUUAGGCCAAUCUCUUUACUGAACUGCUGUCUGAAGCUUGUUACUAAGUUGCUGGCAAACAGGUUACAGAAGGUGAUUCUCAAGUUAGUUCACAUCAAUCAAUAUGGUUUUCUUAAAGAAAGAUCCAUUCAUGAUUGUUUGGAUUGGGCAUAUGAAUAUCUACACCAAUGUCAUAAGUCUAAGGAAGAAAUCAUUGUACUUAAAUUGGAUUUUGAAAAGGCUUUUGACACCAUUGAACACCAGGCAAUGCUGGAUAUUUUAAAGGCAAAAGGUUUUGGAGACAGAUGGAUUACAUGGAUCAAAAUGCUGUUCACCUCUGCUUCAUCUGCUAUCUUGCUCAAUGGUGUUCCUGGCAAGAAGUUUUAUUGCCUUAGAGGUGUCAGGCAGGGGGACCCUCUGUCCCCUCUUCUUUUUGUGCUUGCUGCAGACCUACUUCAGUCAGUUCUAAAUAAGGCCAUGCACCUGGGUUUGCUAAACUCCCCCUUGCAAGUGGAGUCAUGUCCUGAUUUUCCAAUUCUCCAAUGCCACUAG